AUGGUGCAAAUCCGUCUGUUUCUAUUGUUUUUCUUACAUUCCGUGGUGGGACAGAGGAGUAUAACAGUGUUGAUAGACAAAUCGAUAGACCGUGAGACUGUGUUGCCAGAUUAUUCGACGUGGAAUUUCUUUUACGAUUACUUAUGCUCCGAUGAAUCUAACAUUAUCGAUAUAUCAGUUAUGACCAUUUUUGCUUGGGAUAACAUUAAAGUGGUAAAUUUUGAUGUUUCGGCACCGAAAGGCAAAAAGAAGUAUCGUGAAUACAUACAAUACGGAAAACAUGAGGUGCCGUUCCACGUUGAGGGAUUUUCGGAAAAUUCCGACGUUUUAGAAGCGGCUCUGUUACACAGCGCACGAGAUUCUUUCAUAUAUACAUACACGUACAAUGUAUCAGGAAAGAUUAACCAACGUUAUCUGGAUUCUUUGAAAGGAGUGGCUUUAAGUAAAAAUAUACAGGUAACAUUUCUAGGGCUGAAUUAUGUUACAUCGAAUAAUGAAGAUGGUUUAGCAAGAUCGAGUUUAGCUUAUGCUACGGGUGGCGAUGUGCUACCGAUUGAUUUGAAUUAUAUCUCGGACUACAAACGUUGGAUUUUCCAUUACAUCGUGGAGGAAGUAAACACGACGAGAACAUUUAUGUUCAGACAGUAUUUUCCAAUAACCGUUGUGCCUAUUCACUAUGAUUUUACAACUGACAGCGAGAUCAAAGACUUCAGUAUUCUUUUACAAGGAAAAGAGAUAGAGCUGUUAAGUGUAGCUGACACACAUGGCGGAAUCGUUACAAGCAAGAGAACUCUACCUGUCCCAAUGUAUGGUUCAGUACGGGGAGAUAUUUAUGUAUCCGCUUUUGAUAACCUUGAACCAGGAAAGUAUUCACUGAUAUUUACAAGCAGUGGUAAUGCAAUGAUAACAAUAAAGGGCUCAUCAGCUUUUAGUUUUACUCCAAGAUUUUCAUCAUCUAGACCUAAGUCUAUUGCAGACACAGUUGCUUAUCCUACUGCAGAUGAAACAUUUGUGUCGAUCGAAGUAAUGAACCAAGGUGAGAAUGUAAUAUUACAUUACGCAGAAAUUAAAGAUAGUGUAACAAGCAGAAUAUUGCAACUGGGAAAAACUGAUGUUGACAAUUUUUAUAGUACCAAUGAGGGUGUUGAGUUUAAAAAUGGCGAACUCAGACUUGGUGUCCGUGGAGUCAUUGAAAAAACUGGAGAACAUUUCAGCAGAUUUGCACCAAAAGCGAUUAUGCCAGCUGUCUGGAAAGAUGAAAGAGUCGUUACUUUGGUCCUUGGCGAUGACACCACACUUACGUGUCCAGGAGAGAGCGACAGUUGGAUCUAUCUUACUUUGGAUCAAAAAAUAUCAACGGACUUAAAGAUUCAUGGAGAUACACUAGAAAUAAAAAACAUUCAAUUGGGCCAAGCUGGCUUUUACAAUUGUGUACUAUAUGGCAAGAAUAUUAGGUCAUACCAAGUUCUCGUACAAGUUCCCCCAAGCAUCAAUAGUCGUGGUGGAAACGUCACAGCAGUUUAUGGUGAUAAACAUCUCAUCCUACCAUGUGAAGUUUCGGGAUAUCCAGAACCCACAGUAACUUGGGUUAUUAAUGGAACAAUUAAUUGUGAUUCUAAUUGUGUUUAUGACAAAAACUCGUUAGUGUUAGAAAAAAUCACGUUUAAUUCUGCGGGUACUUACACGUGUAAAGCGUCUAACGCACUGAACAACGCGGCCAUAUCGUAUGAAGUUUUUGUUACAAGUGCACCACAAGCGAAGGCUAUAGUUAAAAUUGCCAUAGUAAAGAAUACGAAAUCAAGAAUAAACUGCAAAAAACCAAAGGGCCCAGAGUACACUGUUAAGUGGUAUAAGGAUGGUAACUUUAUAACAAGUAAUGUUUAUCUUGUAUUACAAGGAAUACCCCAAGAUGAAGGUGUGUAUUCCUGUGUUAUGAACAAUGGAAAGGUUUCGAAGGUUUACGCUGUAAAUGUAACUUUAUGCGCGUCCCCGACAUUUGUUAAAAACGAAGACCUGCUCGUUCCACCUAACACCGUGUUGCGAUGUGACGUAUUGGACAAGAAGUUUAAGGUAUCAUGGUUUAGAGAUGGAGUAAGCCUACCUUCCAGAGGUACCACCUUGCGUGCAACAAGUACAGGCAAUUACGUAUGUAUUGUCUCAUCACCAUGUGGAAAGACAUAUCGUCAAUUCAAUGUUAUAAAGCCAGGUUGCAUUCUGAACGUCAAAACAGAUAUAGACAUAUACAAACCUUUUAUAAGAGAAGGAAAACGCCAAGUGUUCUACAGUCUGUAUAAUACAAUAAAUAAUGCUGUCUAUGUAGAGGAAGGGUGGCGUGCGCGGUUACAAUGUAAAAAUUAUAUUUCCAACAAUAGAUUUAACUUCAGCGCAUCACUAGACGUCGUAUGCGUCAAAGACACGACCUUCCAAGUCAACGGAGUAUAUGUAGACUUCAAAACUUUGAAUUGCGACGCUAUUCUGACAACCGAAUUGAGAAAGAGCCGGAUUAAAUGUGGUGAAAAGCGAAGUAUGAAGUCCGUGCUGUUUUACUUGGAAUCCGGGGCGACCGCGUUGUACGAGGUCUGUUCUAACGGGAACAAACCCGGGUAUAUCAGACAUACGUUAUAUAAAGCUCACGCUGGUUCGCUGUCGCACCUGUUUCGUGGUGCCGCGGAGUCAAGGUAUUCCUGUGAUAAGGAUGACUCGUUAAGCCCGUAUGCUGUGAACCCUGGUGCUGAUGAUGCGUGCUGCUUCAAGAGUAAGCGGUUAUUGGAUCCACAAGACAUGAUACCAGGACAACCUGUCGUAUCCACUCUAAAUCCUAUCAAUACAAUACCUACCUGGAGCUCGUGCGGUUCAAUUAAUUGGGAUGAUUUGGGCCGCCAAACUCGAGAGCUUACUAGAUAUACUUACGCAGAAGAAAUGUUACAUGACUGGGUGGGUGUUAUCUACCCUCAAAACAUUGAUAAGCGAAUAAUGAAUAAUCUUGCGGGAAAUAGAAUAAUUGACUCUACGAAUCGUAGCGCACCGUGGUUUUUGUGGAAGGUAGUUCAAAAUAUUAGGAAAAAGUCUGCGGUUGCAUUUCUGCACGUCAUUGCACCGGGUGUCAAGACCGAAUCCGAAGCGAAAGCUUUCGUUUUAUGUCAAAAUAUUUGUGACGAAAUAAAAUGGAUUAAUAAUGAAAGUUGGAAAGACCCUCAAAGGGGCUACAUCUACUGUUGCAGUGUGAGAGAAUUUCACGCUGUUUUUAGCUAUGUUGCUCUUAUAAACGGUGCAACCACGGUUUAUACUGACCUCUUCUCAAAGAAUUAG
Leptosia nina is the source of this 3309-nucleotide messenger RNA. NCBI's taxonomy places the organism in Eukaryota, Metazoa, Arthropoda, Insecta, Lepidoptera, Pieridae. The record is from the annotation of a GenBank genome assembly.